Molecule: messenger RNA, 1317 nt
Organism: Mycena indigotica
Lineage: Eukaryota; Fungi; Basidiomycota; Agaricomycetes; Agaricales; Mycenaceae
Exons: 10
Coding region: 1-1317 (438 amino acids)
Biological process (GO): post-translational protein targeting to endoplasmic reticulum membrane
Cellular component (GO): TRC complex; membrane
Molecular function (GO): molecular adaptor activity; protein binding
Source: RefSeq, a predicted model, not a curated record
AUGCUAGAAGUGACGCGGAGCAGGCAAGCAACCAGACUUGACUCUACAUACUCCAAAGCUUUCGCAAGAAUGGCUACUGCCCAGCAUGCCUUGGGUGAAUAUAGCGAAGCAGUUUCGAGCUGGCGCCGCGCUCUAGAACUACACGCGGAUGAGGCAAGGAAGAAGGACUACAUAGCCGGCUUGGAAGCCUCUAUGGCGAAGGUUCAACCUCCCCCAACUUCGACAAUCCGUUUGCCUUGGGAAGUCGCUGCGAUGAUGCUUCCCCGCCUAUCCGCAAAACGCACGAUCGAUCGAGAAUGCCCGUGUAGUAGCGCCUGGGUUAUAUAUGCUGCCCAUGAAGAAUUCAUGAACGGAAUACGAAAAUUAGGCACAUUCAGAGUCGAUAAAGACACCGGUGCUCCAAUCGGCAUGCUUGGUUGCGUAAUUGCACUCAGUAAUGGCCUACUACGCGACCAUCGAGUGGCUCAUUCGUACCCUGAACUGACAAAACUGGAACAACAGCUCAUCUUCGAAUGCGAGUCCUUUUUCGCGACUUGUUGGAUCGAAACCGACCCCUCGCCCAAGCAAGUUAUUCAGGGAGUCUCCGAACAUGGAUGGGACAUUGCCAGCCGCGCAGCUUCGUUUAUCGUUCGAGCGUGGAUUAUACGAGGCCAGCUGGACUUGCUUCGAACCAAUCGAUACGAUGUCGCUAUCGGCAACUGCGAAAGAUGUCUACUCGUUAUACGUCAGUGCCGACAACUUGCGCCUCCCGCUAAUCGUGGCGUCUUCAUGGAGGACACAUUUCUAUUUGGUGUGCAGACACUUAUGCUGGAGAUGCUCGUUCAGAAAUACAGCGCCCUCCCAUUGACUCCGAUACCUCCCACCCUCAAGCAGGAAGCUGAUUCAUUACUAUUGGCGUUGGACUGCCACGUCCCAGACCCAGCGCUGCAGAAAAACAACCCCGCCUUCUUUUACUCGUUUUUAGCUUACCCGCGAGGGACUGCCCAUUCAGCGAGAGGCUUAGUCGCCAGUAGAGCCGACUCAUUCCACGAAGCCGCUGAAGAAUACCUCUCCGCCGCACGGUAUUUCCCCGCUGACGACGAGAAGCACUGUUACAACUUGCGGCUGGCACUUAUCAACAUGAAGCUUGCCCGUUCGUCCUUUCCCCGCGCAGACCGCCUCGCAGUUAUGGCCCAGCUUCGCAGCUCGGUGCCGGCGGCCCGUGCAAUUUGGGAGCAUCUAUCUCUUCCGCGACCAGCUGCCGGGCUGUGCAGCCAGGGAUGUGCUUUGGAUGAACUGAGAAUGGAGGAAGAAGCUCUGUUACAAGAGAAAGAUUGA